CUCAAUCUUCACAAAAACCCAAUCUUCCUCUCUACCUUCUGAGUGAGACGGUGAGUGAGAGAGAAGAAGAAGAACGAGAAUGGGGCACGCCACGACUCUCUCACAAUUUCUCAUCCUCUCUACCUUCUCUCGUCUCGGGUCUCGUACUAGUAGAUUCCUCACAAAACCCACCUCUCUCUCCGGCUCUUUUUCUCCCAUUCAGGUCACCGGACAAGGGUUCCGAUGCUGUUGCUCUGCCGCCGCCGCUACAGAUGACACUUCUCCUUCUGUAAAGAAACGUGUGGUCUCUGGUGUUCAGCCUACAGGAUCAAUUCACUUAGGAAAUUAUCUUGGCGCUAUCAAAAAUUGGGUCGCUCUUCAGGAUACAUAUGAGACACUCUUUUUCAUCGUAGACCUUCACGCGAUAACUCUUCCAUAUGAUGCACAACAACUAGGAAAGGCAACUAGGGAUACUGCAGCACUAUAUCUAGCAUGUGGUAUUGAUGCUUCUAAGGCUUCAGUAUUUGUGCAAUCUCACGUAAGCGCUCAUUCGGAGUUGAUGUGGCGUUUAUGUGCAUCAACACCUAUUGGUUGGCUACAGAAAAUGAUUCAAUUCAAAGAGAAAUCUCGCAAAGAGGGGGGUGAGAACGCUAGUGCCGCUUUGUUAAUUUAUCCUGAUCUGAUGGCUGCAGAUAUCCUACUGUAUCAGGCGGAUUUUGUCCCUGUUGGUGAGGACCAGAAGCAACACCUAGAGCUUGCCCGCGAAAUUGCACAGCGUAUGAAUAAUUUAUAUGGUGGAAGGAAGUGGAAGAAGCUAGGAGGGCGUGGUGGCUCGCUCUUUAAGAUACCAGAACCACUCAUACCACAAGCUGGAGCCCGUGUAAUGUCUCUUACUGAUGGUCUUUCCAAGAUGUCCAAGUCUGCACCUUCUGACCAGUCCAGGAUCAAUCUCCUUGACUCAAAAGACUUGAUUGCAGACAAGAUAAAACGGUGCAAGACAGACUCAUUUGCAGGCCUUGAGUUUGACAAUGCUGAGAGACCUGAAUGCAACAAUCUCCUCUCAGUAUAUCAGAUUGUUUCGGGCAAGACGAAAGAGAAAGUGAAGGAGGAAUGCAAAGAUUUGAGCUGGGGCACAUUUAAACCUCUCCUUGCAGAUGCUUUGAUAGAACAUCUUAGUCCAAUCCAGGCUCGUUAUCAGGAGAUAAUAGCAGAACCAGAGUAUUUGGACAAAGUACUGUCAGAAGGUGCGGACAGAGCCACGGAGCUAGGGGAUAUUACAAUGCGCAAUGUGAACCAAGCUAUGGGAUUCUACCCGAGGAGAUAGUGCCAAUUUGAUGAUAUUUGUGGUCGGCCGUUUUUGAAGUAUCAAGAAAAAGAUUAGAGUUACACUUUGCGAAAUAUUUAUUGAUUCUUGAGUUAUGAUUAUUAUCAUUUUUUGCAAUUACUAUAAUCUCUCACAAUUUAUCAAUAUAACUCUAUGAUUAAGCUCAA
Molecule: messenger RNA, 1470 nt
Organism: Capsella rubella
Lineage: Eukaryota; Viridiplantae; Streptophyta; Magnoliopsida; Brassicales; Brassicaceae
Product: tryptophan--tRNA ligase, chloroplastic/mitochondrial
Exons: 13
Coding region: 80-1303 (407 amino acids)
Biological process (GO): tryptophanyl-tRNA aminoacylation
Cellular component (GO): mitochondrion; chloroplast
Molecular function (GO): ATP binding; tryptophan-tRNA ligase activity
Source: RefSeq, a predicted model, not a curated record